Beauveria bassiana ARSEF 2860 is the source of this 1776-nucleotide messenger RNA. RefSeq names its product histone H4 variant. Lineage: Eukaryota; Fungi; Ascomycota; Sordariomycetes; Hypocreales; Cordycipitaceae. Gene Ontology annotation, biological process: chromosome segregation; mitotic cell cycle; kinetochore assembly. The transcript is spliced from 3 exons. Gene Ontology annotation, cellular component: kinetochore. The record is from RefSeq and is a predicted model, not a curated record. Gene Ontology annotation, molecular function: protein heterodimerization activity; DNA binding. Bases 1 to 1776 code for a protein of 591 amino acids.
AUGGCCGACACCCCAACCGGAAACCGCAGCCGCCCAGCCCGGACACCUGCAGGGCGGACUCCGUCCCAGAAGACGCCUUCUGGCCGCACAUCCAACCCAGAUGCAUCCGUCCACACACCGCUCGACCGGACCGGGCCUCGCGAGCUUGCGAAUUCCGUCCGUCGAGGUCUCAGCGCCUCGGGCCGCAAGAAUAACAAUGCACCCACGCCGCACGCGACAGCCGCGCGGCGGGCACUCGAGCAGCGUCGGACGGCCAUGUUUACGCCUGGCAAGAACCGCCGACGCAGCUUGCGCGAGCAGCACCAGACACCCAUGAAUAUCCUCAAUCAGCUCGCGAAGCGGCUGGCGCCGUCGACGCAGCAAGUAGCCGCGAGCUCCUCGCCGGCAGACAGGGAGCCGCAGUCGGGCUUGCAAUCUAUAGGGGAACGCGAGGAAGCGGCCGACGAAGACGACUACAUGGACGACGAGCCAGACGUGCAGGGGGACUACGACGACGACGAUGACGACGACGACGAGCUGCCCGCACCACCGCGAUUGUCGCUGCCGCUGCAGGAGGACGAUGAUGACACCGUGGAGCUUCGGCCGCCGCGAUUGUCGGUGAUUCCCGACGACAACAUUACAAACUAUACUGUAGGAUCCGUGGAACUACCGCGCGACCAGCCAGCAUCUAGGUAUUCGCGCGGUAGCUUCGGCAGCGUGCGCGGCAGCGACUACUUUGGUCUAAACGACCCAACAGUGGAAAUGACUGGACGGCAGUCGGACUUUUUUCCGGGCUCAUUGUUGGAGGACCUGCGAGACAGGGCACAAGACAACGCAGCAGCAUUUGAUCGAUUUGAAAUCGAUGCCACGAUGCGCACGAUUGGUCGCCAAAGUGACUUUACGCUCGGCGUUCCUGCAGACAUGGGCGAUCAAACGACUUUCAUGCUCUCGGAACCGGGCGGUGAUGCGCCGGCGACGUCGCCUUUGCCGCGUGACUCUGCGGCAGCGGAAGCAGCACAAAGAGGAGGAGAGGCGACAUAUAGCAACAUCUCAUUUAUCCCAGAAAAUCCAGAGGGCGAAAGUAUUGCACCAUUCGGCGACGACGACGACGAUGACGAGGACCAUGGCGAGCGUCAAGUCUUUGACCAUGACGAACCCACUGUCAGACAGGACCGCGUCGAACAAGAACAAGAAGAAGACGCGGAAGUCGGCCGCCGUCGAGCUUCUGCGCUGACGCACGGAGAGACACUCAUAUCCGAGGGCGAGGACAGCGACCCGGCCGACGCCACGCUGCGCCAACAAGACACGACCAUGAUGACCCCGGGUCACUCGGCGCCGGCUCGCCGGGGCUCCAAACCCAAGAAGAAGCAGAAGCGCAUCUCUCGGCACGGCGCCGAGUACCCGCCGCUGCCGCCUUCGUUUGUACGGCGCGUGGCGCACCGCGCGGUGCAGACAUCGGGCCUGAGCAACCACCGCAUCUCGUCCGACGUGCUGGCCGCGCUGACGCAGGCGUCGGAGUGGUUUUUUGAGCAGCUGAGCGAUGAUUUGGGCGCAUACGCGGACCACGCGCAGCGGACAGUCAUUGAGGAGAGCGAUGUGCUAACCCUGAUGAAAAGACAGCGACAGAUUGGCUCUGAUGCCACGCUCUUUUCUCUUGCGCAGCGGCAUCUGCCCAGAGAGCUCCUUCAGGAGCUGCGAAUGCCGCAGCAGCCAAACUUAAAGGGCCAGCGACACAAGAGUUUGACGCAAUUCGACGACGACGACGAUGACGACGAAGACGCUUCCGAGAUUUCAUGA